Molecule: messenger RNA, 489 nt
Organism: Monascus purpureus
Lineage: Eukaryota; Fungi; Ascomycota; Eurotiomycetes; Eurotiales; Aspergillaceae
Source: the annotation of a GenBank genome assembly
AUGGCUCAACAAUCUCCGCUGCCCGACCACUCCCAACAGCCUCCACCUACUCUCACCAACCCACGCUUUACCCUUGAGCUGGAAUUCGUCUGCUCUCUCGCAAAUCCUUACUACCUAUCUCAUCUAGCAGUGACCUAUCCAAACUUGCUUGGAAUCUCUCGAUCUGAGGACGACAGCGAUGCGGAGACAACCUCGUCCCCUGACGCACAAGCUUUCGCCGCGUACCUUGCCUACCUUUACUCCUACUGGAAGACGCCCGAGUAUGCACAGUUCCUGACGCACCCGGGUGCAACCUUACGUGCGCUACGUCUGCUUCAAGAAGAGACUUUCCGCCGUGACAUUAUCCGACCACAGGUCAUCGAAGCGUUGGCCGGUGUCGGUAUUGAUAAUCAGAGCGGACAACAAUCCACCGAGACGAUGGAAGGACAACAUGAGGCGGGAAAUGCGGGGCGACUGGAAGGAGCUGGAAAGGAAAAUCCGAAGACAUGA